ACCCCCGGUACCGGCACCGAGACCACCGAACUCACUGCCAGGACCCUCCCGCGACCACCGAACCCACCGAGAGCUUCCCCCGGUACCGGCACCGGGACCACCGAAACCCCCCCGGCACCAGCAACCCCCCGGGACCACCCGCGGUACCGGGACCCCUCCGGGACCACUGACAGCACCCCCGGGACCACCCCGGGACCACCGGGACCGGACCCCGACUCACCCCAGGACCCCCAGCCCCUCCCCAGGAGCCAUGAGCUCCUCAGCCGGGCGGGGCCGCUCGGAGCCGGGCUCGGAGCAGGAGAUGCCGGCCACCGAGAAGGACCUGGCGGAGGACGCGCCCUGGAAGCGGAUCCAGCAGAACACCUUCACCCGCUGGUGCAACGAGCACCUCAAAUGCGUCCACAAGCGACGAGUGGGCAACCUGCAGACGGAUUUGGGCGACGGGCUGCGGCUGAUCGCGCUGCUCGAGGUGCUGAGCCAGAAGCAGAUGGGCCGCAAGUACAACGCGCGCCCCACCUUCCGCCAGAUGCAGCUGGAGAACGUCUCGGUGGCCCUGGAGUUCCUGGAGAGGGAGAACAUCAAGCUGGUGUCCAUCGACAGCAAGGCCAUCGUGGACGGGAACCUGAAGCUGAUCCUGGGGCUGAUCUGGACGCUCAUCCUGCACUAUUCCAUCUCCAUGCCCAUGUGGGACGAGGAGGAUGAGGAGGAGGCCAAGCGCCAGACGCCGAAGCAGCGGCUGCUGGGCUGGAUCCAGAACCGCCUGCCCCAGCUGCCCAUCACCAACUUCAGCCGCGACUGGCAGAGCGGCCGCGCCCUCGGCGCGCUCGUGGACAGCUGUGCGCCAGGGCUGUGUCCGGACUGGGACUCGUGGGACCCGAGCCGGCCGGUGGAGAACGCGCGCGAGGCCAUGCAGCAGGCGGACGAGUGGCUCGGGAUCCCCCAGGUGAUCACCCCCGAGGAGAUCGUGGACCCCAACGUGGACGAGCACUCUGUCAUGACGUACCUGUCGCAGUUCCCCAAGGCCAAGCUCAAACCCGGGGCCCCCCUGCGCCCCAAACUCAACCCCAAAAAGGCCCGGGCCUACGGGCCAGGGAUCGAGCCCACCGGGAACGUGGUGCAGCAGCGCGCGGAGUUCACGGUGGAGACGAUCAGCGCGGGCCAGGGCGAGGUUCUGGUCUACGUCGAGGACCCCGACGGGCACCGAGAGGAGGCCAAGGUCGUGGCCAACAACGACAAGAACCGAACGUUCUCCGUGUCCUACGUGCCCAAAGUCACCGGCGUCCACAAGGUGACGGUGCUGUUUGCUGGCCAGCACAUCGCCAAGAGCCCGUUCGAGGUUCAGGUGGGGCGAGCGGCCGGGGACGCCGGGCGAGUGACGGCCUCGGGCCCGGGGCUGGAGCCGCUGGGCAACGCCGUCAACAGGAGCACGCACUUCGACAUCUGCACCGCGGGUGCGGGUCCGGGUGAGGUGGGGGUCUCCAUCGUUGACCCCAGCGGGCGCCGCGGGACCCCCGAGGCCGUUCUGGAGGAUCGAGGUUCCGGAACUUUCCGCUGUUCCUACAAACCCCAGAGCGAGGGGCAGCACCUGGUGCACGUCACUUUUGGGGGGGUCCCCAUCCCCCGCAGCCCCUUCAACGUCACCGUGGGCCAGGAGGGCGCUGAGGCCGUGGAACAGAAGGAUUUGGGGGAUGGAACCUUUGGCUUCGAGUAUUUCCCCACCGUGCCCGGGAAUUACUCGGUGGCCGUGACCUGGGGCGGGCAGCACGUGCCCCGCAGCCCGUUCGAGGUCUCGGUGGCCCCCGAGGGCGGCUCCCCCCGGGUUCGGGCCUGGGGGCCCGGCCUGGAGGGGGGGGUGGCCGGGAAAGGAGCGGAUUUCAUGGUGGAGGCGAUCGGGGACGACGUGGGGACCCUCGGAUUUUCGGUGGAGGGUCCGUCCCAGGCGCGUUUGGAGUGCGAGGACGGCGGGGACGGCUCGGGCCGGGUUCGGUACUGGCCGCAGGAGCCGGGGCUGUACGCGGUGCACGUCCUGUGCGACGGCUCCGACAUCCGGGGCAGCCCCUUCAUGGCAGAGAUCCGGCCCCAGAGCGGAGACAGCUUCCCUGAAAAGGUGAAGGCGCAGGGCCCGGGGCUGGAGCCCUCGGGGGUGGUGCUGAACAAACCCACGGAAUUCACCGUGGACGCCAAACACGGCGGCAAAGGCAACCUCAAAGUGCAGAUGCAGGUGGGAAUGGGGUCCCCAGUUUGGGUCUGGGGUUCCCAAUUUGGGUCUGGGGUUCCCAGUUUGGCUCUGGGGGUUCCCAGUUUGGCUCUGGGGUUCCCAGUUUGGCUCUGGGGGUGUUCUGAGCCCCGGCUCCCGCAGGUGGGGGUGGGGGCUGGCAGUCACCCCCACAAGGUGAAGGUUUUCGGGCCGGGCGUGGCCAAGACGGGGCUCAAGGCCCUGGAGCCGACGUUCUUCACCGUGGACUGCGCCGAGGCCGGCCAGGGUGACGUCAGCAUCGGCAUUAAGUGCGCCCCGGGCGUGGUGGGACCGGCCGAGGCCGACCUGGACUUCGACAUCAUCAGGAACGACAACGACACCUUCACGGUGAAAUACACGCCGAGAGGGGCCGGGCUGCACACCAUCAUGGUGCUGUUCGCUGGCCAGGCCACCCCCAGCAGCCCCAUCCGGGUCAAGGUGGACCCGGCCCACGACGCCAGCAAGGUCAAGGCUGAGGGGCCCGGCCUGAGCCGCUCCGGUGUGGAGCUGGGCAAGCCCACCCAUUUCACGGUGAGCACCAAGGGCGCCGGCCGGGCCGCGCUGGACGUGCAGGUGAGUGGCCCCGGCAAGGGCGAGGCCGUGAGGGACCUGCAGGUGACCGACAACCACGACGGCACCCACAGCGUCACCUACACACCUGUGCAGCAGGGUAAUUUGGGGGUGUCGGUGACCUACGGGGGGGACCCCAUCCCCAAAAGCCCCUUCAACGUCGGGGUCAGCCCGGGGCUGGACCUGGCCAAGAUCAAAAUCUCCGGCCUGGAUGACAAGCUGGAGGUGGGCAAGGCUCAGGAGUUCACGGUGAAGACCAAAGGCGCGGGGGGCCAGGGCAAGGUGGGCGCCCGGAUUUUGGGGCCGUCCCGGAAGGCGGUGCCGUGCACGGUGGAGCCGGGCGCGGGCGGCGACAGCAGCGCCGUGCGCUUCGUGCCGCGCGACGAGGGCACCCACAGCGUCGAGGUCACCUACGACGGCGUCGCCGUGCCCGGCAGCCCCUUCCCCGUCGAGGCCGUGCCGCCCACCGACCCCUCCAAGGUCCGUGCCUUCGGCCCCGGUCUCCAGGGGGGUCUGGCUGGGGUUCCCGCCCCGUUCACCAUCGACACCAAAGGCGCCGGCACGGGAGGUUUGGGGCUGACCGUGGAGGGACCCUGCGAGGCCAAAAUCGAGUGCCAGGACAACGGCGACGGCACCUGCUCCGUGUCCUACCUGCCGACGGAGCCCGGCGACUACAACAUCAACAUCCUGUUCGCCGGCGCCCACAUCCCGGGCUCGCCCUUCCGCGCCCCCAUCCGGCCACAGUUCGACCCUUCCAAGGUCACCUGCGAAGGGCCGGGCUUGGAGAAGGCCACGGCCGGUCAGCCGGGGCGCUUCCGGGUGGACUGCAGCCGGGCGGGAACGGCCGAGCUGACCAUCGGCAUCGCCUCGGAAGCUGGGGCGCGGGCGGAGGUGAGGGUGGAGGAGAACGGAGACGGUAUUUACACCAUCGCCUACACGCCGCGCAGCGCCGGCGUGCACACCGUCACCGUGGAGUACGGCGGGCAGCCCGUGCCGCACUUCCCCAGCACCGUGCGUGUGGAGCCGGCGCCGGCGGCCGUGGAUACGGCCGGAGUCAAGGUGUACGGGCCCGGUGUGGAGGGGAAGGGCGUGUUCCGCGAGGCCGUCACCGAGUUCGAGGUGGACGCCCGCGCCGUGGCCAAGGCCGGGGGUCCCCUGCUCAAGGCCCUGGUGUCCAACCCCUCCGGAAACGUCACCGAGACCUUCGUGGAGGAUCGCGGCGACGGCACCUACCACGUGGAGUACACGCCCUACGAGGAGGGCCUGCACACGGUGGACGUGACGUACGGCGGGUCCCCGGUGCCGCUGAGCCCGUUCCGUGUCCCCGUCACCGAGGGCUGUGACCCCGCCCGCGUCCGCGUGCACGGCCCCGGCAUCCAGAGCGGCACCACCAACGUGCCCAACAAAUUCACCGUCGAGACCCGGGGGGCCGGCACAGGGGGAUUGGGCCUGGCCGUGGAGGGGCCCUCGGAAGCCAAAAUGUCCUGCACGGACAACAAGGACGGGAGCUGCUCCGUGGAGUACAUCCCGUACGAGCCCGGAACCUACAGCCUCAACGUCACCUACGGCGGCCACCAGGUCCCCGGGAGCCCGUUCCAGGUGCCGGUGUCGGACGUGGUGGACGCUUCCCGCGUGUCCUGCGGGGGGCCGGGCCUGACCCCCGGCCACGUCCGGGCCAACGUCCCCCAGAGCUUCACCGUGGACACCUCCAAGGCCGGCGUGGCCCCGCUGGACGUCAAAGUCCAGGGUCCCAAGGGCGUGCUGGAGCCCGUGGACAUCGCCGACAACGGCGACGGCACUCAGCGCGUGUCCUACGUGCCGUCCCGCGAGGGUCCCUACAGCAUCUCCGUGCGCUACGGCGACCACGAGGUGCCCCGGAGCCCUUUCAAGGUGAAGGCGCUGCCCACCCACGACGCCAGCAAGGUGCGGGCGAGCGGCCCCGGGCUCAACACCACGGGCGUGCCGGCGAGCCUGCCCGUGGAGUUCACCAUCGACGCCAAGGACGCCGGAGAGGGGCUGCUGGCCGUGCAGAUCACGGAUCCCGAAGGAAAGCCCAAGAAAGCCUCGAUCCGGGACAACCAGGACGGCACCUACACCGUGUCCUAUGUGCCAGACAUGACGGGACGCUACACCAUCCUCAUCAAAUACGGGGGGGACGAGAUCCCUUAUUCCCCCUACCGCAUCCGGGCCGUGCCCACCGGCGACGCCAGCAAGUGCACGGUCACCGUUUCCAUCGGAGGUCACGGCUUAGGUCCGGGGCUGGGCCCCACGAUCCAGCUGGGCGAGCAGACGCUGAUCACGGUGGACGCCAAGGCGGCCGGCAAGGGCAAGGUGACGUGCUCGGUGUGCACGCCCGACGGCUCCGAGGUGGACGUGGACGUGGUGGAGAACCCCGACGGCACCUUCGACAUCUUCUACACCGCGCCCCAGCCCGGCAAAUACGUCAUCUGUGUUCGUUUUGGGGGGGAGCACAUCCCCAACAGCCCCUUCCAGGUCAUGGUGAGUGCAAAUGGGGGAAAAACGGGGAAAAACAGGAAAAAAACAGGGAGAAAAUGGGGGAAAAGCUGUGGAAUUUGGGGUGGCAAUUGGGGCUGGGGGAUUUGGGGUGCGCUGACCCUCGGUGCCCCCCAGGCCACGGACCGGCCGCUGCUGGGGGUCAAUGGGCUGGACAUGGCCGGGCUGCGGCCCUUCGACCUCGUCAUCCCCUUCACCAUCAAGAAGGGAGAGAUCACAGGUGAGGUGCGGAUGCCCUCGGGCAAAGUGGCCUCUCCGGACAUCACGGACAACAAGGACGGGACGGUGACCGUGCGCUUCGCGCCCAGCGAGGCGGGGCUGCACGAGAUGGACAUCCGCUGUGACUCCAUCCCCAGGGGUCUGUCCCUGGCCGUGGAGGGUCCGUCCAAGGCCGAGAUCAGUUGCCAGGACAACGGGGACGGGACGUGCUCCGUGUCCUACCUGCCCGUGCUGCCCGGCGACUACGGCAUCGUGGUCAAGUACAACGACAAGCACAUCGCUGGCAGCCCCUUCACCGCCAGGAUCACCGGUGACGAUUCCCUGCGCCAGUCCCACCUCAAGGUGGGAGCCUCGGCCGAGAUCCCGCUGGACAUCGGCGAGAGUGACCUGAGCCAGCUGAGCGCCAGCGUCACCGCGCCCUCGGGCCGCAAGGAGCCCUGCCAGCUGAAACGGCUGCGGGACGGCCACCUCGGGAUCUCGUUCGUGCCACACGAGGUGGGCCAGCACCUGGUGCACGUGUCCCGGGGGGGACAGCCGCUGUCACGGAGUCCCCUCGCUGUCACCAUCAGCCAGGCCGAGCUCGGGGACGCGUCGCGGGUGCGGCUGCGGGGGCCGGGCCUGAGCGAGGGCACCACGUUCCAGCCAGCCCAGUUCACCAUCGACACCCGCGAGGCUGGGAGCCCCUUCUCAGUGAAGGUGACGGGCGAGGGUCGCGUCCGUGAGAGCAUCACCCGCCGGCGCCGCGCCCCCCCCGAGGCCAGCGUGGGGACCCCCUGCGACCUCAGCCUCAAAAUGCCCGAACUGUCGGUCUCGGAGGUGACGGCGCAGGUGACGGGUCCCUCGGGCCAGCCCGUGGCCUCGCAGGUGCUGCCGGGCUCGGGGGGCUCGGUGGGCGUUCGUUUCGUGCCGCAGGAGACCGGAGCUCACCGCGUCAGCGUCAAGGAGCGCGGGCAGCACGUGCCGGGGAGCCCCUUCCAGUUCACCGUGGGACCCCUGGGAGAGGGGGGAGCGCACAAAGUCCGGGCUGGGGGUCCUGGGCUGGAGAGAGCUGAGGCCGGGAGCCCCGCCGAGUUCAGCAUCUGGACGCGCGAGGCCGGCGCCGGGGGUCUCUCCAUCGCCGUCGAGGGUCCCAGCAAGGCCGAGAUCGCCUUCGAGGAUCACAAGGACGGCUCCUGCGGCGUCUCCUACGUGGUGCAGGAACCCGGUGAUUACGAGGUGUCGGUGAAGUUCAACGACGAGCACAUCCCCGAGAGCCCCUUCGUGGUGACGGCCGCGGCCCCGAGCGACGCCGCGCGGCGCCUGACUGUUUCUAGCCUUCAGGAGUCGGGGCUCAAGGUUCACCAGCCGGCCUCGUUCGCCGUCAGCCUCAACGGCGCCCGCGGAGCGCUGGACGCCAAAGUUCACAGUCCCUCGGGGGCCCUGGAGGAAUGUCACAUCUCCGAGGUCACCCCAGAUAAAUACGCCGUGCGCUUCAUCCCGCGGGAGAACGGCGUCUACUCCAUCGACGUGAAGUUCGAGGGCUCCCACAUCCCCGGGAGCCCCUUCAAGGUCCGGGUGGGAGAGCCAGGACAGGCCGGGGAUCCGGGCCUGGUCUCGGCCUACGGGCCCGGCCUGGAGGGCGGCACCACAGGCUCGGCGGCCGAGUUCGUGGUGAACACGUCCAAGGCGGGCCCGGGCGCUCUGGCCGUGACCAUCGAGGGCCCGUCCAAGGUGACCAUGGAGUGCCAGGAGUGUCCCGAGGGCUUCAGGGUCAGCUACACGCCCAUGGCCCCCGGCAGUUACCUCAUCCACAUCAAAUUCGGGGGGCCCCAUCACAUCGUGGGGAGCCCCUUCAAGGCCAAGGUCACCGGGCCUCGUCUGGUGAGCAGCCACAGCCUCCGGGAGAGCUCCUCGGUGCUGCUGGACUCGGGGGGGGCACACGGGGGUCCCACCCCCGGACCCCCCAAAUUCUCUGACGCCUCCAAGGUGGUGGCCAAAGGUUUGGGGCUCAGCAAAGGCUUCGUGGGGCAGAAAAAUUCCUUCACCGUGGACUGCAGCAAGGCCGGUAACAACAUGCUGCUGGUGGGGGUCCAGGGACCCCGGAACCCCUGCGAGGAGAUCGUGGUCAAGCACUUGGGCAACCAACUCUACAACGUGGGCUACCUGCUGCGGGAGCGCGGCGACUACGUGCUCGUGGUCAAGUGGGGCGAGCAGCACGUGCCCAACAGCCCCUUCCGCGUCUCCGUGCCCUGAGAGGCCCCAAAAAACCCCUGGGGGUCCCCAAAAUCUGCGAGAAGUUCCCCAGAAUCGGUGAAAGUUCCCAAAAGUUCAUCAAAGUUCUUGAAAGUUGGGUGGAAGUUCCUCAAAGUUCUCCAAACUUAGCCAAAAGUCCCUCAAAGUUGGUGAAAGUUCCUCAAAGUUCCUCAAAGUUCUCCAAACUUGGCCAAAAGUCCCUCAAAGUUGCUGAAAGUUCCUCAAAGUUCCUCAAAGUUCUCCAAACUUGGCCAAAAGUCCCUCAGAGUUGGUGAAAGUUCCUCAGACUUGACCAAAAGUCCCUCAAACUUGACCAAAGGUCCCUCAAAGUUGGUGAAAGUUCCUCAAAGUUCCUCAAAGUUCUCCAAACUUGGCCAAAAGUCCCUCAAAGUUGGUGAAGGUUCCUCAAAGCUCCUGAAACUUGACCAAAAGUCCCUCAAAGUUGGCCAAAAGUCCCUCAAGGUUGGUGGAAUUUCUUCAGAGUUCCUCAAACUUGGCCGAAAGUUCCCCAGAGUUGGUGAAAGUUCCCAGAAGUUCCUCAAAGUUCUUCAAACUUGACCAAAAAAUUCCUCAGUCUUGGCCAAAAGUUCCCCAAAGUUCCCCAAGAAUCCCCCAAAAGUUCCCAAAAGUU
Pseudopodoces humilis (Tibetan ground-tit) is the source of this 8402-nucleotide messenger RNA. The record is from RefSeq and is a predicted model, not a curated record. NCBI's taxonomy places the organism in Eukaryota, Metazoa, Chordata, Aves, Passeriformes, Paridae.